AUGAUCUUUUCUAAUGGGUUGUUUCUGCUAUUUCUCUGUCUAUAUAAGAUUUCUGUAAUCUCAACUGCAAACGAUGAAUUUCCCAAUUUUCCGCCUAAAACAGGAGAUGAAACUGAAAAAGUGACCCUAAACGAAAUACAUUUGGCGCAUCUGUUGCUGGAUAAAAUGUCUAUUGAUAAAUAUAGCCCAGACGUAGUAAAAUCUAUUGAAAUGACGCAAUCUAAGAAAGAAGAGCUGAUGCGUGUAAUAAAGGGAAAUUUUCUCAUUAAAGAGAUUUCGAACGCGUACAAACCAGCUUUUACUGAAAGAGAAUUUUCGAUUCAAAACAGUCUUGUAGAUAAAAGGAUUGUUCGUGCUCAUGGUAAGAGUAAAAAUAUGAUAUUUAUGGAAUAUGUAAAAGGUUGCGAUUUAUUUAAUAAGCCUCAAUCUUGGAGAGACAAUUUAAACAUAUUCGCUUAUAUUUUCAAAGAAAUUGCUGAAGGUGUUAAAUUUAUGCAUCAAAAUGGGAUUGUGCAUGGGGACUUGAAGCCUGAAAAUAUUUUGGUAUCAAAAAAAGGGGAUGUUAAAAUCGCAGAUUUUGGUGGAGCUGUGGAGAUCAAAAGAGCUAAUGCCAAAGGUGCCAGAGGAACAGAAAGAACUGAUUUGGGCGAAACCCCAUAUUCAAUUGAAGAGUAUUCUUUUAUUAUUACCGAAAAACUUGCUGCACCAGAGCUUAUUGACCAAAAUGGAGAGUUAAAUUUUGAUCUCAAACUUGAUGAUUUUCCCACCAAAAAAUCUGAUGUCUUCUCCUUUGCAGCUACUGCUGUUAAUUUCUUUCUAAUUAAAAAUGGAGCCAGGUACGACCGUAAUUAUUAUGCUUUUAAAGAUGAGCAAGAAAUGGAUCAAAGCUUACCUAGCAAAUAUGAUGAUAUCCUUAAUAUACUAAAAAAAUUUAAUCUCAAGUUGGCCAACAUCAUUCAUGAGGCUCUUGAUCCAUCUCCUGAGAAAAGACCCAAUAUUGAAGAAAUCCUCGAAUGUCUCAAAAAUGCAGACUGUUGCACCGAAGAUCAAUUCAAAAAGUUUGCUGCAGAAGUUGAAGAGCCUAAAAUGAUUCCUUAUAACAAACGAUCUAAUAAUGAUUCAGGAAACUCGGAUUUUGAAAAAAAUUUCGAAAAAAAGAUUGCGAUUAUUCCUUAA
Messenger RNA from Mitosporidium daphniae, 1176 nucleotides. Its product is annotated as cold-induced CIPK. Bases 1 to 1176 code for a protein of 391 amino acids. The record is from RefSeq and is a predicted model, not a curated record. The transcript has 3 exons. Lineage: Eukaryota; Fungi; Microsporidia. Gene Ontology annotation, biological process: protein phosphorylation. Gene Ontology annotation, molecular function: protein kinase activity; ATP binding.